AUGGUGUCACAAGUUACCUCCAAAUAUUUGAAAUCAAGUUAUAGAGCUCUUUCUCUCCUAAACCAACCAUGCCUCACAGUGGCUCAAAUCAAGCAAAUCCAAUCUCACCUCAUCAUCUCCGGCACCAUCGCCGACCCUUUCGCUGCCGGAAAACUCGUUGGACUAUUCACACUGUCCUUUCAAAGCAAUCUCUCCCACGCUUUCGACCUCUUUUGCCUUUUGCCUCACCGAUCCACCUAUGUUUGGAACACCAUGAUCAAAGCCUUUGCAGAGAAAAAUGAACCCACCAGAGCCACAUCUCUAUAUAGAGAAAUGAUGAAGAAUGGGUUUUUACCGAAUAAUUAUACAUUUUCUUUUGUUCUCAGAGCUUGUGCUGAUUUAUCUGAAUUGUAUCUGGGUCUAGUAUGCCAUGCCCAAGCGAUUAAAUUGGGUUGGGAAGGUUAUGAUUUUGUGCAAAAUGGGUUAAUCCAUUUGUAUGCUACUUGUGAUUGUACCGAUUUAGCUCGUAAAUUGUUUGAUAUUAGUUCGAAUCGCGAUGUUAUUACAUGGACUGCGCUGAUUAACGGGUAUGCAAAGGCGGGGCAGGUGGUGAUUGCGAGACAACUGUUUGAUCAAAUGCCAGAGAAAAAUGUGGUUUCUUGGAGUGCGAUGAUUACUGGGUAUGUGCAAGUUGGGUUGUUUAAGGAGGCUUUGGAGCUCUUUAAUGAUAUGAUGAUUACUGGGUUUCGGCCUAAUCAUGCUGGGAUUGUCAGUGUGCUCUCUGCUUGUGCUUUUCUUGGUGCUUUGGAUCAGGGUAGAUGGAUACAUGCAUAUAUAGAAAAGAAUAGAAUGGAGUUAGAUACAGUGUUGGGCACGACCCUUGUAGACAUGUACGCAAAAUGUGGGUGCGUCAAAAUGUCUCGUCGUGUUUUCGAGGAGAUGCCAUGUAGAGAUGUGUUUGCUUAUACUUGUUUGAUUUCGGGUUUGUCAAAUCAUGGUCAAAGCGCGAACGCAAUUGAAUUGUUCAUGAGGAUGAAUGAUGAAGGAAUCAAGCCAAAUGAAGUUACAUUAAUGUGCAUUUUGAGUGCCUGCAGUCGAGUGGGGUUGGUGAAAGAAGGAUUGAGAAUCUUCGAAAGUAUGAGUACUGUUUAUGGGAUUGAGCCCGGGCUUAAGCACUAUGGCUGCUUGAUAGAUCUCUUAGGUAGUGCAGGGAUGCUAGAAGAGGCAAAGCAAGUGGCAAGGAAGAUGCCCAUGGAACCUGAUUCUUAUGUAUUAGGUGCAUUGCUUAAUGCUUGUAGAGUCCAUGGUGAUGUCAAUCUGGGCAAAGAAAUGGUCGAGAGAUUGACUGAGCGGAGUCUUGAUCACAGCGGCGUUUAUGUUCUUCUUUCUAACAUCUAUGCCUCAGUUAACCGAUGGGAUCAUGUCGAAAAGGUGAGGAAGGGAAUGGAAGAGAAUAAGGUGAAGAAGGUGCCUGGAUGUAGCUUGAUUGAAGUUGAUGGCAUGGUUUGUGAAUUUGUUGCUGGAGAUAGGUCUCAUGUACUUAUGGAGGAGAUCGAAUUGUUAUCAAUAGGGAUCGACAAGCACUUGAAGUCUCGUUGCUUUGAUGAAGAUGAUAUCACAGCUGAGCAAGAUUACUUGGAACAUAUUGCAAAUGAAUAACUAAUGCUUGGAAGAAUCAUUAGUUCACAAACAAGCUGUUCAUGCAAGAGGAUGGUAGGGAUGAAAUACCAGGUACUAAAUGUGAAUGUGAGGAAUACCAUAGAGCAAGGCCAUGGCGACCAAAAAAGGUAAAAGUGUGAGGCCUUCAUUCAGUUGGCCUCUGGUAUCUUUCCCGCACUGUGGCUCAGAAGUUCACCCUGUUUGUGGAAGAGGAAACAUAAAGUAGCGGUACGAGGGGGCAUCUCCUCAGAAUGUGCUUUUCAAUUACAAAUUUCAUUGUUUUGGUUCUGCUCUUUCACGAGUAUUGAACUCAAGUAGACUUGCA
Molecule: messenger RNA, 1963 nt
Organism: Ilex paraguariensis (yerba mate)
Lineage: Eukaryota; Viridiplantae; Streptophyta; Magnoliopsida; Aquifoliales; Aquifoliaceae
Source: the annotation of a GenBank genome assembly